AUUUACAAUUUUUUUUUCUUUUUUUUUUCUUGGGAGGAGGGGGCGGCGUAUUGGUUUAGUUUGGUUGGUUCUGAUUUAGAUGAGAGCUUGUUGUGGCUUUUGGCUUUGCAGCUGAUUGGUCCAGAAAUUUUAGUCUUUGUUGGAGAAAUCAAUUUGGGGGUGGCCCCUCUCUCUUCUUCUUCUUUGAAUAAGCUUUGUCUACUUACCAUCUUUAUAGGCCUUGAAGAAGGUUGUUUAGAUUACUGAGUUCCUUGAAAUUAUUGAGGUUUGAAUGUCUUACUGUGGCAUGCUUUUGAUUUAGUUAGGCGUUAUGUGCCUUUGCUGCUGAUCGGCUGGACCUAAAGCGCUUCAGUUCUUCAGUGUGUUUUUAACCCAUUUUUGUCUGAAUAUGGACUAUGCCACUUUUAGGGUCGUGACCAUUUUUAUGGGUUGAGGAUUUAAAGCUUUACAGCAUUUUUCUGCAGUCCAGUUUCUGCAUGUUACAGUGCAGAGAUAUGUGGAGAUAUCCAUGGGCAGUUUUAUGACAUGAAAGAGCUUUUCAAAGUAGGAGGGGAUUGCCCAAAGACUAAUUAUUUGUUUAUUGGAGAUUUUGUUGAUAGGGGAUUUUACUCUGUUGAAACAUUUCUGCUUCUACUUGCCCUUAAGGUGAGAUAUCCAGAUCGGAUAACCCUCAUCAGAGGGAACCAUGAGAGCCGUCAGAUAACACAGGUGUACGGAUUCUAUGAUGAGUGCCUACGUAAAUAUGGCUCUGUGAAUGUUUGGAGAUAUUGCACUGAUAUAUUUGAUUACUUAAGUUUGUCAGCUCUCAUUGAGAACCGGAUUUUUAGUGUUCAUGGUGGUCUGUCUCCUGCCAUAUCAACAUUGGAUCAGAUCCGAACAAUUGAUAGAAAACAAGAAGUACCUCAUGAUGGUGCCAUGUGUGAUCUUCUCUGGUCAGAUCCUGAAGAUAUUGUGGAUGGUUGGGGUUUGAGUCCACGUGGUGCUGGUUUUCUAUUUGGUGGCAGUGUGGUCAUGUCUUUCAACCACUCAAACAAUAUUGACUAUAUAUGCCGUGCUCAUCAGUUGGUAAUGGAAGGAUACAAAUGGAUGUUCAACAACCAAAUAGUUACAGUCUGGUCAGCUCCGAACUACUGUUACAGAUGUGGUAACGUGGCUGCAAUCUUGGAGUUGGAUGAGAACCUUAACAAGCGGUUUCGUGUUUUUGAUGCAGCUCCACAGGAAUCAAGAGGCACACCUGCCAAAAAACCUGCACCUGAUUAUUUCUUAUGAUACAAUUGGCAAAGCCUUUUAUUAUUAGAUACAAGUGAAUCGAUGACACAGUAACCUUGUGAAGAAAACCCAGAGCAAAACCAGAAGAGCUAAAUGGGAGGUUGCCCAGUAACUGGAAAAACUCGUACUUUCUGGUUUUUUUUUUUCUUUUUAUACAUUUGGAUUAUUGGGAUUUGCUUUCUUGUAUUCCAACUUCCACCACCAUUGAUUGGUGUCCGUGUAAUAGUAUUGUAUAUCAUGCAUUGUGUGAGUGAACCCUGGAAGUAUAAAUUUCGACCCAAAAAAAAAAAGGGAAUAUAAGACAUCUAUCCUUCCUCCACUUGGGUGGAGAUAUAGAUCUUGUUGGAGAUUGAUUCGUUUUAUUUUCGUGGAAAAGAUUAGGUUUGUGACAAUGAAGGGUGAUGCAAGAGGUAUAAGCUCUCAAAUUUGUUGCGUUUGCCCUUUUGGAGAAUAAAAGUUACGAGUCUCUUACUAGGUUUUA
Messenger RNA from Hevea brasiliensis (rubber tree), 1750 nucleotides. RefSeq names its product serine/threonine-protein phosphatase PP-X isozyme 2. Lineage: Eukaryota; Viridiplantae; Streptophyta; Magnoliopsida; Malpighiales; Euphorbiaceae. Gene Ontology annotation, cellular component: nucleus; cytoplasm. The transcript has 8 exons. Gene Ontology annotation, biological process: double-strand break repair via homologous recombination; peptidyl-serine dephosphorylation. Gene Ontology annotation, molecular function: protein serine/threonine phosphatase activity. The record is from RefSeq and is a predicted model, not a curated record. Bases 526 to 1269 code for a protein of 247 amino acids.